Molecule: messenger RNA, 2257 nt
Organism: Coccinella septempunctata (seven-spotted ladybird)
Lineage: Eukaryota; Metazoa; Arthropoda; Insecta; Coleoptera; Coccinellidae
Gene: MED15
Product: mediator of RNA polymerase II transcription subunit 15
Exons: 5
Coding region: 136-1902 (588 amino acids)
Biological process (GO): regulation of DNA-templated transcription
Molecular function (GO): transcription coregulator activity
Source: RefSeq, a predicted model, not a curated record
AACAAACAACGAUGACUACGUCAAUGUGUCAAUGUUUGUUUAUAUUUUGUCGCGUAGGUUAGGUGUGACUGGACGAACACUGACCAACAAUAAAUCCGUUCGUAAUCCCUACAACCUACAAUAAAUCAUUUUAUUAUGUCCGUCCCAGAAGAAUGGCGAACUCAAGCAUUCAGACAGAGUGUAAUUGCUCGUAUUGAUGAUGCUAUUCGUACUUAUGGAAUGAAUACAUCUAGGAACAGUAUCGAAAUGGAGAACCAUGUUUACUUGAAAGCAAAAACACGCGAAGAAUAUCUAGGAUUUGUAGCUAGAUUGAUCUUGCAUGUAAGAGAAAUGAAUAAUAAGAAAACUGGAAUGCAAGCAGGACAACCACAAGCAGGUGGUAUGCCAGAUCCAAUAAAUGCUCUUCAGAAUUUGGCCAGUCAAGGUACAAGAAAUAACCAGAUGCUGAAUAUGGGACCACAACAGAAUCCCAUGGGUGGCCCGCAACAACAAAUGGGUGUAAAUGUAUUUCAAGCUAUAGGAAGGGGGCCUGGUGGAGCCAUACCCAACAUGCAAGCAAACAUGCAAAAUCGUAUGGGAGCCAAUGGGGCACAAAUGGGCAAUCAAAUGAAUAGUCAAAUGGGUGGUAUGAACCAAAUGGGUGGUCAGAUGCCGAAUCAAAUUCCGUCUGGUAACAUGAACCAACUAGGAGGACCUAUGCAAGGAACACUUAGUAAUCAGGGUAGCAUGCCAAAUCAGAUGGGCAAUCAGCAGCCAGGUCAACUGCAAGGACAACUUCAGAUGAAUCCUGGUCUUCAAAAUCCCAUGGGAGGUCCAAUGGGGCCUCAGUUGAUGGGUUUUUCACGCAACCCAACACCAACACAAUUCUUGCAGCAGAGUCCUUCCUCUUCUGUUCAAUCACCAGCAGGUAUGAGUGGGCCUCCAACCACUAAUCAGAUGGUUGCAUCUCCAGCCUUAGCUCCAUCUCCGGGAUCCAAUAUGGGUAUGAUGGGCAAUACUGGGCCUCCUAGGUCAAUAGGUAUGGCUCCAAGUCCAGGAACUUCACUCAAUACCCCUGGGCAGCCUAUACAGAGUCCGAUGGGUCUUCAAGACGAGCAAGCUUACAGAGAAAAGGUUCGUCAACUCAGCAAAUACAUAGACCCCUUGAGGAAAAUGAUAGCGCGCAUAGGAAACGACGGUGAGAAUGUUGAGAAACUGAGCAAGAUGAAGAAAUUACUAGAGAUCCUCUCCAAUCCCCAACAAAGAAUGCCAUUGGAAACUUUGAUAAAGUGUGAAGUUGUACUUGAAAAAAUGGAUAUUAAGAGAAGUGACGGGAAUGCUCCUGGAACUGGAAUAGUGUUCAAGGAAAGUCAUAUAUUUUCACCAUUACUUGAAGCUAUAAGCACAAAUGCUCAGAACCCUAAUUUCAACCACACACUACACAGGACAUUUGGUCCAACACUGGACGCACUUUUUGGACCAGAGCUCAAAUUGGUAUCAGGUUUACCACCACACAAAAUUGAAGAGCCCACAAGUGACAUACCAGAUGCAUUGCAAGGAGAAAUAGCGCGUUUGGACCAAAGAUUUAAGGUUUCCCUUGACCAGAACCAGCAGCCUGGCUCAAAAUCAAUCCAAUUGACUUGUUGGCUAGAUGACAAACAUUUGCCCUGCGUUCCGCCGAUAUCAAUAAUGGUACCGGAAGACUACCCCUUCACAUCUCCUGUUUGCCACACGAAUUCCCAAGAAUACAACGCUACUGCUUUCUUGUCCGCCGUUGAACAGGCCUUAUUAUGGAGGAUUCAGAAAUUGCAGAAAAACUUUUCAGUUAGUCAGUUGUUAGAUACUUGGGAAAUGAGCGUUCGACAAGCUGCUAGUGGAAAUAAUACAAGGGUGGCCGCUGAACUUGUACUGAUGGGUUUGUAAAGGAUUUGGUAUAUUUAUUCAUGCUCUAUAACGUGUUAACUGUUUCAACAGAUGAAAAAGUAAUCAACCCUGUAUAUAGAAUUCUGGUUCUAUUGAGGCUUUGAAAACUUUGACAUUUUUAACUUCUUGGUCUUCUUUUCGUGUUUGUUGCUUACAAUUUUACACUGGUAUUCUUGAAUAAGUCGAUGAUUGUUUCUAGAACUUGUUAUUCAUUUUUCAUACAGCAAUGAUCAUUCAGGAUGAAAAUUAAUCAAAUAUCCCAACUAGAAAUUACUUUUGCAUCUGUAGUUGAUUUGUGAUAGUUUUCAGUUUAUCAACAUAUUCAUUUUAUUGAAAAUAAAAUAUUUAUAGUAAA